This is a messenger RNA of Phragmites australis (common reed), 973 nucleotides long. RefSeq names its product RING-H2 finger protein ATL72-like. Bases 129 to 860 code for a protein of 243 amino acids. Gene Ontology annotation, molecular function: transferase activity. Lineage: Eukaryota; Viridiplantae; Streptophyta; Magnoliopsida; Poales; Poaceae. Gene Ontology annotation, biological process: protein ubiquitination. The record is from RefSeq and is a predicted model, not a curated record. The transcript has a single exon.
CUAAUUUGUCAUUUGCCGACUAGUAAACCACGCGAAGAUAGCGACUUUGAUAUCUGUUCUAGUUUAUCUGCCAGCGGUCUAGCACAAUCCCGCAUCUUAAACUGGUACGCCCGUCACGUUGAAUAUAUAUGCCUUUGCUCGCGCGCUCCCACCUCCAAGAAGUGCUCUCGAUCACUUCGCUGCACGCGCUUCUUGGAGAGUCGGACCCGGCCAUGGAAGCCCGGCUACACUACUCCAGGCCACUCCUACAGGUGCAAGCGCCGGCCGCAAGCCCGUCGAUCGCCCACGCGGCGCCCGGCGCAGUUCCGGACGCGGACGCCUUCCACUUGCUCAACGCCAACGCCAUCCUCGUCCUCGCCCUCCUCGUCUGCGGCCUCGUCGCGGCGCUCGCGCUUCGCGUCGUGCUCCGGUGCGCGCUCCGCGUCACUCGCCGCGCGUGCUACGGAGAUGGCGCGCAGGAUGUACACCCGGAGCGCACGGGAGGAGGCGCGGAGCAGCCGACGGCGCGGCUCGGGCGCGGCAGGAAGCCGCCGCAGCGGCGGCUUGCAGCGCUGGUGCAGGCGCUCCCGUGCCUGGCGUACUCGGCGGGGCUCGAGCUGGCCGGGUCGUCGCGGUCCGAGUGCGCCAUCUGCCUCGCCGAGUUCGCGCGCGGGGACCGGGUGCGCGUGCUGCCCCGCUGCAACCACGGGUUCCACGCGCGCUGCAUUGACCGGUGGCUCGCGGCGCGGCCGACGUGCCCCACCUGCAGGCAGGCGGCGUUCGCUGAGCCCCCCAUCACGCAGCCGAACGGUGCCGGCCCGGUCGCCGUUGUGCGGGUGGUGAUAGUAGGCGAUGGCGUGACCCUCCGUAUGGAGCCUUAGAACUCGUGGUCGUACGUAGGCCGCCAGACUGUGCACAUUAGCAGUGUGUUAGCGGAAUAUGGGAAUGUUUGGAUUGAAGCUCACCGCACUUCAAGUUAGCCGUGCCACACUAG